AUGGGAGUGGUGUCGAUGGGGAGUUCAGUUUCUGUGUUGUCGGAUGCUAAAAGUAGAUUAUGCUUAUGCAGUUUCUUCAUCAUGGCCUCUUUCAUUCUUGGUGUCUGCUUCAUUGGAAGUGCAUGGUUGGCAAGAAAUUCUUUCGUGGUAUCCUCGAUGGUGGACAUAGAACUGAACGAUGAAAAAGAGAUUUCGCAGUUGAACAAAUGCAAAGAGAACUGCAGGCCUUUCGGUAGUGAAUCUUUGCCGAAAGGAAUAGUUUCCCCAACAUCUAACUUGGAAAUGCGCCCGUUGUGGGGUCCUGUUUCGGAAAAUUACGAACAAAAGGGUUCAACCAAUCUCUUGGCCAUUGUAAUUGGGAUAAAGCAAAAAGAAUCGGUGAACAAAAUUGUUAGUAAGUUCUUAGCAAAUGGUUUUGUCGUGAUGGCUUUCCAUUAUGAUGGUGUCGUUGAUGAAUGGAAAGAUUUUGGAUGGCACAAUAAAGUCAUUCAUGUAUCGGCCCCAAGCCAAACAAAAAUGUGGUUUGCCAAACGGUUUCUACAUCCAGAUAUUGUUUCUGAAUACGACUACAUUUUUCUGUGGGACGAGGAUCUUGGUAAUGACUUGAUCCAUGGUUGGGGUCUGGAUAUGCAGCUUGGUUAUUGUGCACAGGGCGAUCGAACAAUUAAAGUUGGUGUGGUCGAUGCAGAGUAUAUAGUUCAUAUGGCUCUUCCCACACUUGUUGGACCUUCAGAUGCGAAACCUUCAAAAUCAAAUAAUCCGUCUUCACAAACAUCGGGAGCUUCAGGUCUGAACAAAUUGGACGCCAGAUUUGAGAUACGAAAACGAUCCUACAAUGAGAUGAACGUUUUCAAGAAUAGAUGGAAUAUGGCCGUUGCAGAGGAUGAAUGUUGGAUCGAUCCAUUUCAACAACCAGCUGAUCAGAUAAUGCAUUAG
This is a messenger RNA of Fraxinus pennsylvanica, 936 nucleotides long. Lineage: Eukaryota; Viridiplantae; Streptophyta; Magnoliopsida; Lamiales; Oleaceae. The record is from the annotation of a GenBank genome assembly.